Messenger RNA from Carcharodon carcharias (great white shark), 2773 nucleotides. RefSeq names its product diphosphoinositol polyphosphate phosphohydrolase 2-like. The transcript has 5 exons. Lineage: Eukaryota; Metazoa; Chordata; Chondrichthyes; Lamniformes; Lamnidae. Gene Ontology annotation, cellular component: nucleus; cytoplasm. The record is from RefSeq and is a predicted model, not a curated record. Gene Ontology annotation, molecular function: endopolyphosphatase activity; bis(5'-adenosyl)-pentaphosphatase activity; diphosphoinositol-polyphosphate diphosphatase activity. Bases 219 to 764 code for a protein of 181 amino acids. Gene Ontology annotation, biological process: diadenosine pentaphosphate catabolic process; adenosine 5'-(hexahydrogen pentaphosphate) catabolic process; diphosphoinositol polyphosphate metabolic process.
CUCCCGCCCCAGCGUCCAAAAUGGCCGCAACGUGCGGUGUGAAUGCGGCUGUAUUUAAAUAAGAGAAACCGGCGGAGCAGCAGAGAGUCCGAGAGGCUGGAUGGAGACCGUUUGUCGCCUGUAUUGAGAAAUAUAUUAGUUACAUAUAUUAUCGACCCAUCUUCUCUCUCUCUCCUCUUCGGAUUGUCGGCGGCGGUUGCCCGCGCGCCUCGAGCCAGAUGAUGAAGAUUAAGCACAACCAGACACGCACCUACGAUGGCGAGGGCUACAAGAAGCGGGCGGCGUGUCUCUGCUUCAAGAACGAGUGUGAGGAAGAGGUGCUUCUAGUCAGUAGUAGUCGUCAUCCAGACCAAUGGAUUGUGCCAGGUGGAGGAAUGGAGCCCGAUGAGGAGCCAGGUAGUGCAGCAGUGAGGGAAGUUUAUGAAGAGGCUGGUGUGAAAGGAAAGUUGGGAAGAUUACUGGGAAUAUUUGAGAAUAGAGACCGAAAACACAGAACCUAUGUGUAUGUUCUUGUAGUGACGGAAAUUCUGGAAGAUUGGGAGGAUUCCGUUAACAUUGGAAGGAAAAGGAAAUGGUUUAAAAUUGAAGAUGCAAUUGAAGUUUUGCAGCGUCACAAACCGGUGCAUGCUGAGUACUUGCAAAAGCUGAAACUGGGCAACUCGAACACGAAUGGAAACUCUUUGGUCUCCACAAAUUCUGUUGGCACAGCUACUGUGUACGUGACCUCUUCCCAAACUUCAGGGAUGUCAUCUGACCUCAGAUGAAAUGGACAUUCACAUCUGGCCUUUCUGCUCUUGUGCAGUCAAUUAGGAAAUUGCAUUCUGCUUUGGAAAGCAGAAUGGUCUAGGUUAGAUUGUAUAUGUAUAAAUACUUUGCAUGAAUACUUGCAGUGUUGAUAUGAAACUUUUUAUGAUGUAAGAUAGUGUUGAAAACCAAAGCCAUACACUGAUUUAUGUUAGCAUUAUUUUGUUAGACAUGCCUUGCAGGCCACUAACUGUUUUAAGAUUGCAUUAUAUAGAAGGGUAUAUUUAAUCCUGUUUCAAUUUUACCAUGCAUAGCAUGCCACAGAUGUGAAAUGACUUUCUAUAUUGGUGUUUUACAAUGGUAAUGUGGUAUCUGAUGAAUGUUUUCCACAUCAAAAUUAAAUUGAGAAAUAUUUAGAAUGAACACUUAGACAUCCUAUUAGAAAGUCUAAUUGCUCAAUACAAUUUCAAAAUUCAAAUCUUGAGAAAUGAAUUGCCCCUUUUUGAAUUGUUUGGGUAACUGAUUAGAAGCUUUUUUUCAAAACUUGAUCAUUUGAUGUGCUGUUAAUUAAAUAUGCUUAUAUUCCUGAUUUUUAAGAACUCUGUAGCAAUGUCCUUAAAGCUUUACUGAUCUAUAAUUGUUCAAUGGAUAUUCCCGUCCCUACCCACCCACCACAAUGUUCAAUAACUUAUAACUUUCAGAAUUCCAUUACCAAUUAAAACAGUUGCCAAUUUGACUUUUUGUACUAAAUUUAUUGCUUUUCCACAUCCUGUCCCUUUUUCUGUGUAGUUUUUGUUCCUUUUUGAUUUGCCUUUUUACUUGCACUUAUUUUUCUCUAAAUUCACUUUUCUUUUGUUCACGCUCUCUUUCCAUCUCAAUUGAAACGUUCUAUACCCAAGUCACUCAAUAGUUUGGAAAAUACUUCUUCUGCAGUUGAAGUGCAGCUAGAGUUUUCAAAUGUACCAGACUCCCGCUAAAAUGUACCAGACUUCCCGGAGGAAGCUUCUAAAAGCUGAAUGGUAUCUACUUUAAUAUUGCCUGUGCCAAAUUGAACUGUUUCCCUCAGAAUUUUGGUAUUUAAAGUAGUUAAAAUCAAUUCACUUUCACAUGUCGGUUGCCUGGAUCCGUGUUUUGUUUCCAAGUUUCUCUUUGAUUAUAUGUUUGUACCUUGCUGAAGGGAAGAGGUGAUGGUCUGUUUUAAAUGAAGUAGCACUCCAGGGUCUCUAGUUUGAGUGCCCCUGAAAUGGAAAUUAUACAAGGCAGUUUAGCAAGAUUUUGAAUUUUUUUUGUUUUAAAAUUGCAAUUAUAAAAGAUUUGUUUUGUGUUUAACUUUUUGUGGGCAAGAAUUGGAUGAUGAGAUGGGUUCAUGUUCACCUAUUAUGGGUUGGUCAGAAUUCAGCCCUGACUAAUCAGUUUCUGUCUCUGGCUACAAGAGUUUCACAUGAAAUGAGUAGACAGUCUCUAUCCAUUCCUAGAUAAGUAAAAGGCCACAGUACCAAACUGUCUCUUAGCAAUAUCUCUCUGCCCCAUAGUCAGUAUGAAGCCUGCUAUACUUCACCCUGCUGUAUUUGAAGGUGCACCUCAAAGCUUGAAGGACAUUGGGAAUUUGUUGACCUCCAAGAAAUCGUAAUACUUUUUUUAAUAUGAAGAAUGGAAGUGUGCUCCAUUUAUAUUUGUUUAAACUCCUGCUCAGUGGCCUCUGACCCUACCUUGAUCAAAAGGAUUUUUUUGUUAAAUGUGUGGUUAAAUUGCAAUACUGAGUUUGAAGGCAGUAGCCUAAAGACUCCUGCGAAUGAACCCACCUUAUGCAGUGUCUGCUGUAUUUAAGAAUUCAAUAUUGCUUCAUUUAAUUAGUGCCCUCACAAUUUUGUGGUUUCCAGCUCCAUUUAUAGAGACUUGUCACCUUCCUUAAAAGCUUUCUGUACAGUCCUGAGGACACCAUUCGAGAGAGUCUACUGUAUUUGAUUUUAAAAAAAUCAUUUUCUUAAUGAGACUAAUAGUCUUAAAUAAAACUGAAUUUUGAACAAAA